AUGUACUUCGACCUGGUACCAAAAUAUAACAUCGAGAAGUUAUCGUCACCGCCUCAAAGCGUCGAUCCAGAGCAACGUGAGCGGAUUCGGCAGCUUCUUGCACAAACUACCCACGGUGCCGAUGCACAAGACAAUGUGGAAUUUCAAAGGGAGGUAUAA
Penicillium subrubescens is the source of this 159-nucleotide messenger RNA. RefSeq lists its product as uncharacterized. The record is from RefSeq and is a predicted model, not a curated record. Lineage: Eukaryota; Fungi; Ascomycota; Eurotiomycetes; Eurotiales; Aspergillaceae. Bases 1 to 159 code for a protein of 52 amino acids. The transcript has a single exon.